Molecule: messenger RNA, 1410 nt
Organism: Lathyrus oleraceus (garden pea)
Lineage: Eukaryota; Viridiplantae; Streptophyta; Magnoliopsida; Fabales; Fabaceae
Exons: 5
Coding region: 1-1410 (469 amino acids)
Source: RefSeq, a predicted model, not a curated record
AUGUCUCAACAUUCUUCACCCACUCACAUGCAUGUCCCAACUGAAACUAGUGGAUCCUCCUCACCAUCAUCUAGGGAAAACACACCUUGUCAAAUGAUUAACCUGGAAGAUCUGAUUCUGGACGUUGCCCAUAUGUCCACGGUUCAUCCCCCUCCUCAGAAGAAAGCUACAUCGUCUGUGUCUAAAGUUGCCAAGACUUCUGGUAAGUCUUCUAAACUCAUAAUCCCCAGUAAAGAUAAGAUUAAUGCUGAAGAAGAAUCUAGGCUUAAAGAAGUAAACUCUGAUGUUUUUCCAAAUGUUCAAACAUCUUUGGAAAAAGAUCCAAGCCCUGACAAUGAGUCAAGGGAAAAAGCUGAAGAAAAUGUUCCUGAUCAUACUAUUCAUUCGCCCUCCAUGGAAGUGAAGAGAAAAGCUGAUGGGUUGAAAGGAACUCCUUCUAUAAGCUCCACAGGAAAAUCUCUUAUUGGACCCACUAGGUCUUGGAGUAAAGUUGUUACCCCUACUAGAAAGAGGAAAGUUGUCUCCUCUAGUGAAUAUGAGUUUGAUGUUGCACAUGAUGUCCAGGACAUCACCCCUAUAAAACGAUCAGCUAAUAAGAAACCCCAUGAUGCUAGGUGGAAGUAUGUCAUUCAUAGAAGGGUAGCCCUAGAAAGGGAAUUGGGAAAAGAUGCCCUUAAGUUUAAGGAGGUCAUGGAACUGAUAGAAGUUGCAGGGCUGAGGAAAACUGUCACACACUUUGGACCUUGCUAUGAAAACUUAGUAAAGGAGUUUGUGGUGACUAUCCCUGAUGGAUGUGAUGAUACGAAGAGUGUUGACUAUGGUAAAGUUUAUGUGAGAGUAAAUGUUGUAACAUUCUCCCUAACUGUGAUCAAUAAAUUUCUAGAAAGAAUAGAUGAACCUUGGGCUGAACUAGAAGUCACUGAUGAUCAGAUUGGUACUGCCAAUUGGGUUCCCACUAAUCACACCUCAACUAUCUCUACUGGUCUGGGAAAAUUCAUUUAUGUUGUUCGUACAAAAAGAGCAUUUGACUUUGGAAAACACAUCUUUGGACAAGUGUUGAAACAAGCCUUCUCUACUGCUGUAAAAAUGCUUAUUUUCUUUCCAUCCCUCAUCUGUGGAAUCAUCCUAAAUCAACACCCUGGUAUUUUUCUACCCAUGGACUGUAUGAAGAAAAGGGAUUCUCCCUUGUCACUCCACUACAAACUAUUUGCAGGAAUUUAUGUCCCAGACAUUAUUAUGACAUCCUCUCAGACACCUGGCCCUGCCACCUCCAAGAAGAGUGUCAUUUCUCAAUUGAAUGAAACAUGCAAAGAGCUGGAGGACUCCAUCAGAUCUAACACUGCUAUAAAGAUUAAACUGGAGACAUUGAUAAAGGCAAUGAUGGAAGAGGAGAAUAAGGAAGUUGUAUAG